AUGACGUACCACGAACGAGAUUUACUCGAUUCACGAACUUCAACACAUCAUCAACAAUCUCCUUUGCAGAGAAGAACAGGUAAUCAAAGUCAUAAUCAAUGGUAUUCUUCUCGUCUUUCACUUUCACAAUCACUUCGAAUCGAAUGCAAAGCAGAAGAACGACAUUUUCUCGCUGAUUCUUCUCCUUUGCACACAUUUAAUUCAUCCUUGCAACCAAUUCGGUACACCAUGACUGAACAAUACAAACCUGUACAAUUUCGUUCACAAAUUAUCGUUCACAACAAUCCCGACACUGACGUGUUCGUUGAAAGACUUCAAGUUGCUUUCUAUCAACCUGACGAAUUGCCGAAACAUCAUUCUUCAUCGCCACCGUCGCGUAGUCAGUCAUUGAACGCGCCAAGACCGUCCAUACCUCAACGACGACCUUAUCAUCAACUUCAGCAUUCCGAGCACGAUCAUGAUUCUCGGCGAACGCAGCAAACUAGUGCUUUACCCGAACCUCAAGCAUUGCUACAUCAAUGGAUCGAUGACAUCUGUGCUAAUGAACAGCUGAUGUCCAAUGAUGACAUCGUCUUUUUCAUAAAAAAUGGAGAGUUUUUCGCAAGAAUUUAA
This is a messenger RNA of Adineta ricciae, 612 nucleotides long. The record is from the annotation of a GenBank genome assembly. NCBI's taxonomy places the organism in Eukaryota, Metazoa, Rotifera, Eurotatoria, Adinetida, Adinetidae.